Messenger RNA from Myxocyprinus asiaticus (Chinese sucker), 3861 nucleotides. Its product is annotated as nudC domain-containing protein 2-like. Gene Ontology annotation, biological process: protein folding. The coding region runs from base 2124 to 2543 and encodes 139 amino acids. Lineage: Eukaryota; Metazoa; Chordata; Actinopteri; Cypriniformes; Catostomidae. Gene Ontology annotation, cellular component: cytoplasm. The transcript has 4 exons. The record is from RefSeq and is a predicted model, not a curated record.
UCAGAAUGAUCUUUAUUGCCAAGUAUCCUUGCAUACACAAAUAAUUUUUUUGGGUGAUAGGAGAAAAAAGUGCACUCAGAACAUUACAGUGAGACACAGAAUAUAAAACAAGGAAAGAGUAUAAAUAGACAUACAAAUAAUAGGACAUAUAACAUAGAAUGGCAUAUGUACAUGUGAAAUUGGUAAUGUACAGGGUUGGGGAGUAACAGAAUACAUGUAACAGGAAUACGUAUUUAAAAUACAAAAUAUAAGUAACUGUAUUCCACUAGAGUUACAAUUUAAAUCAUUGGUAAUUAAAAUACAGUUACAUUCAAAAAGUAUUUUGAUUACUGAAGAGAUUACUUUGCAUUUUAUUGUCAUUUGUUUCAUUUAAUAUUUAGUGCUUUCAGAUGGAAAACAUUUAUACAUAUAAAUGAUGCGAUCCAAAGUGCAUUUGAACAGCAGUGAAACACUUUCUUAUGAUGUGUUUCAUUCAUACGAGCAGACACUUAAAGUACAUUUGAAGUAAUUUUGGAUCACAAGAAAUAGAAAUAAACCUUGUGUAAAUUGUCAGUUUUACGCUAAGCUAAAAUGCUAUUUCUAGCCAUUUUAAAUGCACAAUACCAGGCACGAUCAUACUUUUUUAUCAAGAAAAUUCACGUUGGAUCAUAAUAUUUUUCUAGUAAGACCUGUGAUAUUAGGGCAAAAAUCGUAUUCUUUUUCACCCAAUUUGGAAUGCCCAAUUCCCAGUGUGAUUUUAAGUCCUCGUGGUGGCAUAGUGAUUUGCCACAAUCUGGGUGAUGGAGGAUGAAUCCCAGCUGCCUCCGCGUCUGAGACCAUCAACCUGCACAUCUUAUCACAUGGCUUGUUGAGCACGUUGCCACGAAGACAUAGCGUGUGUGGAGGCUUCACGCCAUCCACCGCGGCAUCCGCACUCAACUCACCACACACCCCACUGAAAACAAACCACAUUAUAGCAACCAUGAGGAGGUUACCCCAUGUGACUCUACCCACCCUAGCAACUGGGCCAAUUUGGUUGCUUAGGAGACCUGGCUGGAGUCAAUCAGCACGCCCUGGGAUUCCAACUAGCGAACUAGCGAACUCCAGGGGUGGUAGCCAGCGUCUUUUACCACUGAACUACCCGGGCCCCAUCAAAAAUCGCAUUCUUGAUAAUAUUUUUUUGUACUGUUUUUCUGUAAAUAAAUCCAUAAAUCCUUAAAACAAGAUCAAUUUGAUUUAUCUUGUUUUAGAAACAACACUGCAUAAGAUAUUUGUUUUUCAGAGAAUGGAUUUUUAACAUGUGUAUUUUGUCUUACUGUACUGGCAGAGUUUUUAUAGUCAAAACAAGUGAAAAAAUCUACCAGUGCUGAAGAAGUAAUCCAAAGUAUUUAGAAUACGUUACUGACCUUGAGUAAUCUAACAGAAUACGUUACAAAUGACAUUUUACAGCAUGUAUUAUGUAAUCUGUAGUGGACUACAUUUCAAAAGUAACUCUCCCAACCCUGGUAAUGUAUGUGCAGGUAGGGGUAUGUACAGUAAUUGAAUUAAAUCUGAGUGAAUUUACAUAUGUACAUGAGAUAUUUAUUUACAUUAUUGCACUAUGGGGGAGUCCAGAGGCAGUUUAAUUGUUCAUGUGGAAAAUUGCCCGAGGGUAAAAACUGUUCUUGUGCCUCUUGCGCUCAGUGCUCUGUAGCGCCGGCCAGAGGGCAACAGUUCAAAGAGGGAGUGGGCAGGGUGUGUGGGGUCCAGAGUGAUUCUUCCUGCACGUUUCCUCACUCUGGAGACCUACAGGUCUUGGAAGGUGGGCAGGGGGGCACCAAUAAUCCUCUCAGCAGUCCUGACUGUCCGUUGUCCUGUCUGAUUUGGUACACUCUUGGUACUCUCCAUUUGGAUUUGGUACACUCGAAAGAUACACCCUUCAAUAAAUAUUACAAUGGACUUUUUUAAGUAUCAAUAAAAUCGCCUGAAUUUCCCUAAUUGGUAUUUGAAUAAAAGUAAACAGACUUCUCUCAUUAAUUCUUCCGGCGUGGCUGUUCACUGAUACACUAGGUGGCACUGUUUAUCUGUCACUCAAGAGCAUUCAGCUGCAGAAGAAGCCACUUCGCGUCGCAGAAUGGCAGCUUUCAUGAGAGGGCACUAGCAGUAUGUCCGUGCAUUUUGAGGAGAGGAGCGGUGUGAUCCCGUGUAAAACAGCAUGGGGCUCGUGGUAUCAGACUAUGGAAGAAGUCUUUAUCGAAGUCAAUGUUCCUCUUGGUACUUCAGCCAAAGAGGUCAAGUGUAACAUCGGGAGUAAACAGAUAGAGCUUCAUGUAAAAGGCCAACAAAUAUUCAAGGGAAAGCUGUUAGGAUCCACAGUUGGUGAUGAAGCUACAUGGACAUUAGAGGACAAAAAAUUGAUCCGGAUAGUUCUAAUGAAAACAAAUCGAGAGGCUGGGAACUGCUGGCAGUCUCUGUUAGAAGGAGAGUAUGCAGCUGAUCCAUGGGUGCAGGAUCAGAUGCAAAGAAAACUCACACUUGAGAGAUUCCAGAGAGAGGUAUGGUCAAUAUCUUCAGCCGAUAUUUAAUAGAACAUUCCAACGGUCACAGUUAAUUCAAGAGUGGUGUAAAAUGUAUCGCCCCCUUUAUAGGAAACUUUGGGCAAAUUUGGUCUUAUGACCAUGUGUAUAUAUAUAUAUAUAUAUAUAUAUAUGUGUGUGUGCAGUUGCCAGUGAACUUGAAGUGAUUAGCAUUUUUGUUUUGUAAACUGUUUUGCUAAUUUUUUUUUUUCUACAUGACCAGUCAAAUGAGUUCUGUAAAAGCAAAAUUACCCAGGUCUAUAAUAUAUGUAGGUUGCCAAUGAAUAAAACCAUGUAAAUUAUCAAGAAAAUGUUUAUCCAUGAUUUAUUAAAGGAUUUGCCCAGAAAUGAUGCAGUAGGGGUAAAGUUUGUCAGAUGCUUUGGUGUAAGCUGGGGCUUUCCUUCAACCUUGAUGUUUCUGAUGUGGAAUAAUGUUUUUUUUUUUUUUUUUUAACUAUAAAACAUUCUGAAUAUUAAACAUUUUCCAGGCUGGUAUAUGGAUAUUUUUAGGGAAAUGCAAAUAAUGUGAAGCAAAAUUAGACUCUGGAUUUUUUAUUAAAAAAAAAUAAACGAAUCAGCAACCUUUUUAUAUUUUCUAAGUCUUAUAAAUUGGUGGAAUUAAAAAAAAAAAAAAAAAAAAAAAAGCUAUCAGAACUGCGAUGGGGUUUGUAUUACAGCUGCUGAGAGAGUGACAGUAAAUUUGGCCUUUUUCUCUUUUCUGACUGCAGUCAUAACGGUUGGUAAAAUAUUUGCUGUGGUCACCCAUUCACCACUAUACAAGUUUACCAUCUUCUGGAAUGUGAAAAGGGUCUAUUGUUCCAAUUAAUAGGACACAACCUGAAAUACUGAAGAUUUAGACAUUAGUUUUACCUCUAACAACUUUCUCCUUGCCUGAAGGACAACUAAAUACAAGUGCCACAUUUUACCCUAACUGGAAACCUUUUGAGACUUUAUAAAUGGUCUCCAAUAAAAAUACAUACUAUUUUAUGCAUUGAGUUUUUUUCCCUCCCCCCAUUUCAAAUAGAAUCCUGGUUUUGACUUUAGCAGGGCAGAGAUCUCUGGGAACUUUCAAGGUGGUGGACCAGAUUUCUCAAGUUUGCAAAAAUAAAAUGGACUGCAGUCACUUGUGAAUUGAGUCUCAACCACUCAAAACAGCACUAAGUUUCUUUAUUGAAUACAGUUAAUCUAGAAAUAAGUCACAACUUCUGGCAGUUGAUAUUAAGCCAUAAUCUGUUACAAGCAGCCUUUUGAGUAAAGCCUUUGCUGUUCUUAAGUUUUAGAAAUGUCAAGCUUAAGUUUUUUUUUUUUUUUUCCCCUCUACCACAGG